Messenger RNA from Glycine soja, 1212 nucleotides. RefSeq names its product tRNA (cytosine(38)-C(5))-methyltransferase 2-like. The transcript has 5 exons. NCBI's taxonomy places the organism in Eukaryota, Viridiplantae, Streptophyta, Magnoliopsida, Fabales, Fabaceae. The coding region runs from base 360 to 1088 and encodes 242 amino acids. Gene Ontology annotation, molecular function: methyltransferase activity. The record is from RefSeq and is a predicted model, not a curated record.
GGAGCUGAUCAGCUAUGCUAAAACAAACCCUAUUUUUCAUUUUAUCUUCUUGUGAGCCUAGGUUCUUUUUGAACCCGCUAGGGUUGGCCUAGUGGUGAGAGGUUUGAGUAGUUUGCAAAAGGUCUUUAGGAUCAAGCCUUGUUUCAGCCAUUGUUGUACACAAAAAGGAAGUCUAGGUUUUUUUUCGAGCUUGGCACUUUGGCUUUGCCAUCACUGUCAAAAUCAAACUAGAUGAAUCUGGGCUUUAGGUUACUGAGACAUACAGAUAAAGUAUGAGAUGAUCAGGCUUAGCGUGAUUUACAUGUGUUGGUUGACUUAGGAAAAUAUUAAAUGUCUGACUGCUGCUGAUCUGGACAAGUAUGGUGCGGAUGCAUGGCUUCUUUCUCCUCCUUGCCAACCUUACACGCGACAAGAUUCUUGAGCUCAUGCCAUUUUUAUUGCGGCCUCCAAGUAUGUUAUUUGUGGAAAAUGUUGUUGGAUUUGAGACAUCUGAUACACAUGCAAAACUGAUUGAAAUAUUGGAAAAAACAAAUUUUAUCACACAGGAGUUCAUUCUGACCCCUUUACAGUUUGGAAUCCCAUAUUCCAGGCCUCGUUAUUUUUGCCUGGCUAAGAGAAAACCUUCAUCUUUUGUUAAUGAAUGUCUGAACAACCUGCUGAUUCAAUCUUCACCGCCAUUAUUUGGGCAUUUUGAUACAGUGGCUGAUGAUGACAAUUCAUCAAAAGAGGACAGGCAAAACUUGUUGCAGUCAUGUCAGCCUAUUGAGAAAUUUAUUGAAUUGAAGAACCUUAGCAAUGAUAUAGCUGUUGAAUCUGAAGCUUUAAGGACUGAUUUAUCUAAUGAUGCCCCUAGAACUUUGGGGGAAAAUAAUGGUCAUGAAUAUGAAUCUUUGGACCAGUAUUACGUUCACCCAAGCUUGAUAGAGCGGUGGGGAAGUGCAAUGGAUGUUGUCUAUCCCAUAGUUGUCAAUAGCGACCGUAGUUGCUGCUAUAGCGGCGGGGCGGAGCGGAGCGGCACCCAUCCGCGACGGACACGUGUGGAGCGCGGUUGCGGAGCUGUUUUUCGCGCCGUUACUUCGAAGCACUAGAGGUUCUGUUCUGUGUUGCUUCGACUGCUUUGUUCUUCCAUAGAGAAAGAGGAGGGAAGAGAGAGGGAGUGCGCAGUUUUAAUUCAGGAAAAAAACAUAUAUACCACUAGGGUUGGCUUACGUA